AUGGUGAGGUCUGCAAGUUGUGAAAAAAAUAGUGUGGUCAAAAGGGGUGUAUGGAUCACAGAAGACGAUGGAUCUGGUAAUUGGAAUUCUGUCCCCAAAAAAACAGGUAUAAAGAGGUGUGGAAAAAGUUGCAGACUUAGGUGGAGUAACAACGUGGUUGAUGAUAAGUUAUUCACAUCCGAAGAAGAAGAUCUUAUAGUUAAGCUUCAUGCUGCCAUAGGUAGUAGGUGGUCUAUCAUAGCACAACAACUUCCUGGAAGAACAGACAAUGAUGUAAAGAACAACUGGAAUACAAAGUUGAAAAAGAAACUGUCUCAAAUGGGGAUAGAUCCUGUUACACACAAGCCCUUUUCUAAACUAAUUGCUGACUAUGGAAACAUAGGUGCUAAACAAGACUUCCAGAAUGCCAAUCUUUCACACUUCCAAACCAUUCCAAUAACAAAAAUAAAGAAUAAGGCAAAUAAUGUUGCACCAUUUAGUUGGAAUGACUUUCUUAUACAAGAUGCGUUUGCACCACCACUUACUAAUAACCAAGAUCAAGCGUUAUUUUCAAAGGAUAUUGUGGUGACCAAACUACAAUUACAGAAAAACAAAGAGGUGGUAUCAUCAUCAUCGUCUUCGUCAGACACUUCAUUUGUAGAAGCAAUACUCUAUCAAGAAAAUGAGAUGUUUCUGAGCUUCCCCGAACUUUUGGAGGAACCAUCACAUUACUGA
Messenger RNA from Vicia villosa (hairy vetch), 714 nucleotides. Its product is annotated as transcription factor MYB35. The record is from RefSeq and is a predicted model, not a curated record. Lineage: Eukaryota; Viridiplantae; Streptophyta; Magnoliopsida; Fabales; Fabaceae. The coding region runs from base 1 to 714 and encodes 237 amino acids. The transcript is spliced from 2 exons.